AUGACAGAUCCUCAAUCUAUCUAUUUUGAUGAAUGGUUCAACUUCAUGCACCUUCACCCUAAUCAUAAUCAAUACUCUUCUUCUUCUACUCAACAAACCAACAACAUGUUUGAUAUUCAAUCUCAUAAUCAACCCUCAUCAUCUUCUUUAACCAUAAAUCCUCCUUCUCCUCCUCUUAGAGAAGCUCUUCCUCUCAUUAACAAAUUAAGUCUCAUAAAUCAUCAACAACAACAACAAAAUGAACCCUCAAACACAACAAUAGAACAAGAAGAAUACAAAAGAGUAUUGGAAAGGCAUGGUGAUGAUGAUGUUGGUGAUGAAAGUGUUACUCUUUCCCUACAAAUAGGGCUUCCUAGAAUGAAUAGUAGUUCUUCUUCUAAUUUUGGAUUAAGGAUGGUCUCAAAUUGUAUAGAAAUGGCUGAAAACGAAGCACCUAAUAUGAUUUAUGAAAACCCUUUAGAUAAAUUGAACAAGGUUCAGUAUUGGAUUCCAACACCUUCUCAAAUUUUAAUUGGUCUUACACAAUUAGCAUGUCAUGUGUGCUCUAAAACUUUCACCAGAUACAACCAUCUUAAGAUGCAUAUGUGGGGACAUGGACCUCAAUACAGAAUAGUAGCAGAUUCUCUAAAAGGAACACAACCAACAGCAAUGUUAAGGCUUCCAUGUUUUUGUUGUGUACAAGGUUGCAAAUACAACAUUGAUCACCUUAGAGCAAAGCAUUUUAAAGAUUUUAGAUCUCUUCAAACACAUUAUAAGAGAAUGCAUUGUAUUAAACUUUAUCUGUGUAGAAAAUGUGGCAAAUCAUUUUCAGUGAAAGGUGAUUGGAAAUCACAUGAGAAGGAUUGUGGCAAAAUAUGGUCUUGUUUAUGUGGUUUAGAUUUUAAAAAUAAAAAGUCUAUUAAAGAUCAUCUUAAAGCCUUUGGUUAUGGUCAUGGUGCUUUUGGCUUUGAUUGCUUGCAUGAAGAAGAUGCAGCUGGUUCCACGAAGUUAAAUGUGAAAAGUUGA
Molecule: messenger RNA, 1005 nt
Organism: Trifolium pratense (red clover)
Lineage: Eukaryota; Viridiplantae; Streptophyta; Magnoliopsida; Fabales; Fabaceae
Product: zinc finger protein WIP2-like
Exons: 2
Coding region: 1-1005 (334 amino acids)
Biological process (GO): regulation of gene expression; anatomical structure development
Cellular component (GO): nucleus
Molecular function (GO): DNA-binding transcription factor activity
Source: RefSeq, a predicted model, not a curated record